Messenger RNA from Asterias rubens (European starfish), 7646 nucleotides. Its product is annotated as ras-related C3 botulinum toxin substrate 1-like. Gene Ontology annotation, cellular component: plasma membrane; cytoskeleton; cytoplasmic vesicle. The transcript has 6 exons. NCBI's taxonomy places the organism in Eukaryota, Metazoa, Echinodermata, Asteroidea, Forcipulatida, Asteriidae. The coding region runs from base 358 to 942 and encodes 194 amino acids. Gene Ontology annotation, molecular function: GTPase activity; protein kinase binding; GTP binding. Gene Ontology annotation, biological process: motor neuron axon guidance; actin filament organization; establishment or maintenance of cell polarity. The record is from RefSeq and is a predicted model, not a curated record.
UUUAGCGUGCAAAUUCAAUCAAGUUGAGCUUCUAGUUUCAAGUUUUCUGGACACAUCUUCACGAAGUGGGGAGUUUACACAUUUUAGACUAAAUAUCACAAAAGUGUAUAGGCCUACCAAAGUGUGACAAAAUGCUUCUUAGAUAGUGUAUGUGUACUUCUUACUCCAGAAACAUUUCAAAUCAAAGGCGUUAUUUACUUCAGUAUCGGUGUCUGUAAUUGUGAAAUAAAAAGUCCGAGACUGAGGUUUUUCACACAGUGCAGUUGAGAUUGUCGGCCGUCUACUUUGAACAAACUACCCGCCAGUGGUGGGCAAACAGGAAUCGCCAAGUUCGUUAACAACAAACCCCGCCUCAAGAUGAUGCAAAGCAUUAAAUGUGUUGUUGUUGGUGAUGGGGCUGUUGGUAAGACAUGUCUUCUCAUCAGCUAUACAACCAAUGCUUUCCCUGGAGAAUACAUCCCAACAGUUUUUGAUAACUACUCGGCCAACGUGAUGGUCGACGGGAAACCAGUGAACUUAGGAUUAUGGGAUACAGCGGGACAAGAAGACUACGAUCGACUCAGGCCGCUUUCAUAUCCACAGACAGAUAUAUUUCUCAUCUGCUUCUCAGUAGUCAGUCCAGUUUCUUUUGAAAAUGUCCGAGCAAAGUGGGCUCCAGAGGUCAGGCAUCACUGUCCCCAAGCUCCAAUUAUCCUGGUAGGAACAAAACUUGAUCUUCGAGAUAACCAAGAAACCAUCGACAAAUUGAGGGAACGCAAUCUGUCACCGAUUAAGUUUAAUGAGGGCAUCCAGAUGAAUAAAGAAAUAGGAGGAGUCAAAUAUCUAGAAUGCUCCGCCCUGACACAGAAAGGUCUUAAGACGGUAUUUGAAGAAGCAAUCCGAGUCGUGCUUUAUCCUCCUAAGGUCCCCAAGAAAAGAAAACCUCACUGCAGGUUACUAUGAGGAGUGGCAUUGAUGUAGAAUAGUAUGUAACCUAGCAUGCAAGCAGAUUAUAUGUAGUGUGGUUUCUGGAUUGUAUUUACUGGACUCUUGAGGGCGCUGUUUGACUCUGAUAACUGAUUUCUUGAGGGCGCUGUUUGACUUUGAUCAUAAAAAUAGAAGCAUGGAGAAGGUUAAGUGUGCCUUUAAGCGGAGUAGGCUAAAGAUGUUUCAUUCAUGUGUCAUGUGGCUUCCAUAAUAAUUGUCCAUUUGCCGACUAAGAGGGCGUUUACAUUAGAUGCAGAUGACAAUCAAGCGCACCAUUCUCCUAGUUCUAUUUCUAUGAUGAAAAUAUGUGAAUUAAAAAAUACCAUACCUCAGGGGCUUAUUUCAUUAUGCUGCCAAGCAAGUUUGUUAAGCAUUAAGCAAGUUUUGCUUAGCCAAAACAAAUUACCAGCCAGGUCUCCCUGGUAUGUAUAUUAUUUGUUUUUUGCUUAUCAGGUAAUUAUGUUUGGCAAGCCGCAAUAUGUUCAGCCUAGCAGCUCUAUGAAGCCUUUACUCAAAUAUCAAAUUCAGAUUCAACUUCAACUCUGUCCAGUAUUGGGAGAUUAAGGUUUGUGUUGUCUACUUUGUCAGUUUUGUACAUUGUUUGUCUUGGGAAUCUGCUUUAUGAUGGAGUGUUGUGACAUUGCAGCUCUCCACAUCUAAUCCCCUGUGCAUUUACAUGUUUUAAACAUUGAUACAUGUAUGAGGAGCCUGACUACUGUUGCCUCAAACCUUAAGGUACAUGAAUUUGUAUGGAAGAUACAUGACUUUUGGCGGAACAAAGACAGAUUGACUAAAGCAUGCCUUAAACCUGCAACCUGGGGAUUAACAUGCUGACACUCUACUAACUGAGCUACCUAGCCCUAAUGUUGGCAGUCAACCUAUUUUGUCAAUAUCAUUGUUUUAUGACUUGAAGAUGGGUGACUGUACAAGGUGCAGAUCUUUAUUCUUCAUACUCUAAGAAAGAGGAAUCUCGAUUUGACAUCCCAUGACUAAAUAAUUUUUGACAAAACUCUCCUCCUGCCAGAAGCACAUUCCAUGUUUGAGAGGGCGUCAACAAAACAGAGAAUGAAUAUUUUCUUUCUUGGGGCAAUACUCCAUCUCUUUCAAUCCGUUCAUUUCAAUUGCUCCAUUUUGUUUUCAUAUUUUGAAAUAACAUCCGACUGUUUUCCCUCUAGUGGGAGUACCCCCUGGGUCAUUUGCAUCUUGAUGGGUAUUAGAUUUCAUUUUUAUUCAAAUGAAUCUUAAGAAUUGCUGAAAGGCAUUCAGUAGUCGUUCCCUGAGCUGUUUUUGAACUAUUUGUUUUUCAUAUUCAUUCACGGGGGAAAUAGUCUUAAUGAACGACUCAGACGUUGUUGGCUUCUUAGUGGUAAGGAUUUGGUUUCACAUGGAUUGGUGCUGCCCCAGGAUCUGGAAUUCAUGUACUCUGGAGGAUUAUUAUUUGCAGCCAUUAUUGAGUUCACAAAUUUUCUGAGCACAAACAGGUUUUGGGCCAAAUUUCAUGGCUCUGCUUACCGCUGAAUUCUACGCUUGCAAUCACCAUUCUUCGCUUACAGGGCAAGCACAAAAUUUCUGUGCUAGCUUUGUAAGUGAAGAAUGCCUAGCAUUAUGGAGUACCCAUGCUCUUAAGCAGAAACUCCCUGCUAACCUGUGAAAUACACUUGACGUUAGCAAGGAAUUCCCUGCUUCUUUAAGCGUCGAUUUUUUGCUUUAAAAUGAAAUUGUGCCUCGGACACCAACCAACAACAUUGUGAUUGUGAUUUGUGAUUGUGAUUGCAUGUGACUGGUACUCACUCAGCAGAUUGGCUAAAGAUUAGCGUCUUUAUGAAUUCAGGCCCUUUGUACAGGAAAGUCUAGCCAUACAAAUGAAUGUACAUGUAGUCAUACUGAGGCUGGGAAGUAAUUAGUCUGUCACCCCACAAUAUUUGCAUGUUUUGAGCAAUCAUAUAGGUCAGGGAUUUAGACCAAACUGGAAGCAAUGACUUAAUAGGUGACUUCAUUGGCAGAGUGAAAUACUCCAUGGUUUUCUUUAAGUAUUCUUGUAUUCAUUUAAGAUCAUCAUCAAGUGAUUAAUGUAACGAAGUAAAAACAAUAAAUCAAACACCAAAAAGGUUAAAGCCGGGAAUUCCAUGCUAGGUUUUUUUCUCAUUCCAGUUUCAUAAAUGGCAUGGACGUAAAAUCAAAACAGUGUAAAAUUAAAGGAAAUUUACCACUAUGUGGUCAUUCAGUCAUACAACAUACAAGCACAAGGGAAUGUAAUUCAUCUAUUACUAAUAAAUUAUAAGAGCGAUCAAUUUAUUUAACUAAAUGUCGCCACACACCUGUAAACAUUAUUGUGUGUGUGGUGCAACCCUCGCAUUUAUUUAUUAACAUCAUUUUUUUUAUAAUCUCUCAAUAAUCUAUAACCUAAAGGUAUGGCAUCAUCCUGCAAUGUGUGUGAUACAUGUUUUUAAUAACAUUUAUGUUAAGUAGUAGGAGUGAAAAACAUAUAAUUGAAAUGGCUUAUUGAUAAAAACAUCAUCGCAGCCAAAGGCCGAAUUAAGAAAAUUUUUACAAAUAAGAAUGUAACAAAUUUAUGUAGGUGUUUGCCCCUUGUGGCACAAGAGGGCGCUGUUCAAGUUGUACAGUUAAACUUUCCUAGACAUGUACCGGUACACGUAAUAGGAUUGCAUCAUUAGGGGCUGUUGUACAGUUAAACCAAUGUCUGUGUACAUGUCUGGAGGGAGUGUGUUGAUUGAACCUAAUUCCUUCCAUGCAAUUAUGUGCAGUUGUGGUUUAAGAACCUUGAGUUGGGAUGAAGCGUAAUUUGGUUUUUCAUCACUGCCUACUUUAGAAAAAAAAUUGUCCAUGCAUACACAUACACCCCCAAUUGGGAUCAUAACUUACUGGAAACCUUUUUCCGAUCAGGCUAUAGAUGUCUCUAACGAGGUAAAAUUACUAAAGUACAUCAUUUGGGAUGAUAAAGUUCCCAUUUGGGAUGUUAAUGUUCCCAUUUGGGAUGAUAAUGUUCCCAUUUGGGAUGUUAAUGUUUCUAAUUGGGGAACCCUUUGGUGACAUAAUAAUCACAGUCUGCUCUUCAUGUGGACAUUAGUACAAGAGUCCACAAUAUUAAGUGUGAUAAAUUUGUACUGAGAUAUAAACCCUCUUCUUGCAAUUAUUUGUAUUAAUUAGAUAUAUUUUUCAAAUUAGAAUAAUGAAAAAGUUUCUUUAUGACAGUGGGACAAUGUUGUUAGAUCAUUCUCUAAGGUCCAGAGGUGCUGUUGUGUCACAACUUAAACCGUUCUUCCAAUAAAUAAUAACAAUUUUAGAGUAUAAAUGAAAAGACAAAAGCUUAAACCAUUCUAAAUCCUUACCAAUCUAACUGCUUGCUUGAAUCCUGUAAUGCAGAGUCAAACUAGAAAGCUCCGGCAAGACGCAAGACACUGUCCACAAGUUCUGGUUUGGAUUCAACAAAAGUCAAGUAUUACAAUGACGUUUAUGGAGUUAGGGUUAUAAGUCUAUGAAAAAAGGGAUAGAAGGAAAAUAGUCGGAACUACUUAAAUAUAAAUACUUUUAAGUAAAUGUUUAAAAACAUUAGUUGUGUUUAGCAGGGGUGCAUUUUGGCGGCGUAACCAAAAACUGUUUCGGUUGUUGGUCGUUGGUUCUGCUGUUCAGACUGAUUGAUAACCGAAUUGUGAGCUCGGUUACCGUUUUGGUUAUGACAUCAGAAACAAUUAUUGGUUACAGCCUCCAAAACGCACCCCAGGAAUGAGGUCAAAAUCCAAAGUUUUUACUCUCUUUUUUUGUUUGUUCCAACAUUCAUUAGCGUCAGUUGUUGAGAGGGUUUGUUGUAAACACACACCAUGUACCAAAGUCACUGUAUAUUUGGUGAAAUACACUGAAUUUGAUGAACUGCCUGUAAAUAUUACUGGGGGGGGGGGGCUUUUGAGGUUCUUUGAAGAGUCAACAAAGAUGUACAGCAAUCAACACUCCGGGUGUUUUAGUUCAUUUCUACAGAUGCCUCUUCUCAAAAGCAACCCAGCAAAGAUUAUUAUCAUAUUGUAUUCUUGUAUCAUGUAUAUGAUUGUAUGAUUACCUUCAUUUGAACCAAGCAGGUUACAUAGAAGUUCCCUAAAGCAAACAGAUGCCCAUGUUUUGUAAUUUGAAUCCUGCAAACAUUUUCAGAGGCUAUGAACUUAUUUCUCCUGGUGUUGGCCUUGGUGCCGCUUAACAACGAUCACAGACUUUGUUAUUUUUAGAAAUGGAAGUGCCCUUUUUCUAGGGACGCUGUCUUUGACCAAGUAAGAAUGAAAUUCCUUGUUUGGAAGUGAAUAAGCUGUGAAACAUUUGACAUAACCAGGAUUACGAUGGCCCUGAUAAAACACCAAGGUCUGAUGUUGUGUUCUUAGAAAAUAACAAACUGACGACAUGUUUAUUCAAUCGGUGGAUGUUGAUAUCAGAUAAUUGUUGCAUGAACAAGGAGUGAGGUUUGGGUUGUAUUUUGUCUCUCAAACCAGGAAGGAAAUUGUACAUAAUUAUACAUAAAUAAGUCUGAAUGAACAAAAUGUUGUAAUAUAAUGGUAGGUUUUCAUGUAGGGUGUUGCUGUGUGGAACCAAGUUUUAAAAAAAAUGGGUUUCCAAUGGAUUUUCAAAAUUAUUAACAGGCGAAAUGUAACUUAGCAGAUCAUUGCAAUUUAAUUAUUUUGAAAGACAUUGUUUUGGUCACAAGUAUAUAUUCCUAAAUAUAAUUGUUGUCCCUUAAAUUGACUCUAUAUAAUUAAUGGAUCAAGCAUUUGGUGUCUCAACUGCUUGACAUUGUUUGCAUUUGUUUUGUAAGUACAAGAAUUUUUUGCUCUUAGUGAUUGAUUGAUUUAUUUGUUUGUUUUAUUUGUUCAUCAAAUUUUAGUAGUUGUCAGAAAAAUCAUUUGUCUUUUUCUUUUGCUUUUUUUUGUCACUUGUGCAAAGAUACUUUUACAAAGUUUAGGGCAAAAAAUGGCUAGCACCAGUUUAAAAGAACGUUUUGACAUUAUAAUAUAAAUAUUUCAACAUACAAUAACCAUGUAAAUAUCUGCAAAUAGCAUGUACCCAAACACCUUGUAGUUGCUUUCUUCUAUUGCUUGGGAGGUGACAUUAAAAUUGUGACUUCUACAAAAUUGAAAAUAAUUAUUACAUGUAUCUACGCAACUGUUUCACAUUUUAAGGGAUUGGAAUAAUUUUAGAUCUUCUCCAACACAUUUUCAUUGAAUUGGAAUAAUUUAAAUAAACUUUCAAAUGAACUUUCAUCAUGGUGCCGCCAUGUUGGUUUUAUUCCAUGAAAUCAUGAUCACCAUUCUGAGGCUGAAAGGGACUACUAGUGUGGCCCACAACAAUCAGUAUUAACAAUUGCUGAUGAUAUUAUAGGUAUAGUCGUAGCCAAGUGGUUAAAAGCACUGGACUCGAGCUCUAGUGUUUCUGAUCAAGGUUCCAGUCCCGGUCACCACAAUUGCUUUGUCUGUCGGAUUGGACAUGAACUAUGGUAGUUCAUGCGUCCAGAACAUUUAUCAUGGAAGAGUAGGAGUUAACCCUGGUGUUUCGGGUUUCGGGAUCACAUACCAAGCUACAGUUAUUAAGUUCACUUUGAGGUUUAAUUACCAGGAAUAUGUAAGAACAAUAAUAGUCCAUUUCACAGCCACAGUUUGUGCUCAAGCUUAAGCUCAAUCAGUAAUUUUUAAAAGAUGCAAAUUUGGUUUUGGAGUUUCAAACAGAUAUAUGAAGCCUGAUCCCCAAUUAGAGAGACAACUAGCCUGACUGCUCUUUAGUAUCAUGGGAGUUACUAUGUAUGUUUGCAGUCAGGAAAGGGGGACAUAACAAACAUGGUGGCAGCAUGCUGUGUACGUCAAUUAAGUUCAAUGUGUACUUGGACCAGACUUUCAAGUUUUGCUUCAACUGUCAGGAUUUUAUUCUUUCAUCUGUUAAGAAAGAGAUGUUAAAACAACUUCAUCUAAUUUUAUUGUUUACUUCCAUGUGUGAUAUCUUCCAAAGUUCAUUCAAUUUUGUAAAUUUAAAAAAUUGCAAAGUUCUGUUUUUGAUCUCUGCAGAAUUGCUGUCUGUUGCUAAAAUAAUCUGCUGUUAAAUAACAUUUGCUUUAACGGAGCUAUUGCCAGAUCCCUCAGAUUUUGUUGCCAGCCCGAAGUUAACAUACUUUGUUUUCUCUUGCUCAUUUAAAAAACUACACAAUCCUCUUUCAUUUGCUCCAAAGAUUGAUUUUUUUAAUCAGUGUCAAUCUUUUUAUGUGAUCAAUGACUUGUGUCAAAAAUAUAUUCUGUAUUGCCUUUUGAGUUUUACUUUGUAAAUUCUCAUUUGAAACUUGUUCAACAAGCUAACUAGUAACUUUUGCAUCCACACAAACUUUAAUUUUUGAAAGGGGCUUGUGUUAUUUUUUCUACACAAAUUCAAGCUCUGUAAUCUAUGAAGAAAUGUAAAUUUAAAAAAAAAACUUGUUUAUAAAUAUUAAUGAGAACUUUAAGUUGAUGUUUUAUGACUGGGUUAGACUGGGAUGAUAAGUCUAGUACCUUGACUUCAUCAACUGUAAAUGUAUUCAUGACAGCAUGUAGAAUGAAUGCCACUGUAUGUACCUAUAUAUAGAAUUACUGUUAAUGUGCAUUUUGGAACUGCAUGUUGUAGGUAUUCAAAUACAAAUAAAGGAAAAUAAUAUUGGGAAUGUG